This is a messenger RNA of Rhodofomes roseus, 1249 nucleotides long. Its product is annotated as Cloroperoxidase. The coding region runs from base 146 to 1099 and encodes 317 amino acids. Lineage: Eukaryota; Fungi; Basidiomycota; Agaricomycetes; Polyporales; Fomitopsidaceae. The transcript has 3 exons. Gene Ontology annotation, molecular function: peroxidase activity. The record is from RefSeq and is a predicted model, not a curated record.
CAGCGUCCGCUUCGCGAAUCGCGGUAUGCGUCCCAGCUUUUGCGGACAGCUUCCCGUCACAUGCCUCCGACGCCCGAACGUAUAUUAGGUUGCCUGGCUGACCGCGAACGCAUUCCCCCCUUCCCCCCUCCCGAGACUAAACACCAUGGCACCUUCCUUUGUGGCGGUAGCAGCAACCCGACUGGGCGUAGGCCUCAUCUACGCCAUCGCGAAUGUUAUCCUACCAAUCCGGCUACUCAUCUGGGAUCUCGCCCUAACUCUGUACAACGCGUUCGCACCACUUCUGCCCGAAAACAAAGUCGUACCAGAAGGACGGCCGGGCGCGAACGGCCUGUGGCCACAGUACAUCCCUCCUUCAGAGACAGACAGCCGGAGUUGCUGUCCCAUGCUGAACGCGAUGGCAAACCACGGCAUUUUCCCGCGAGACGGGCGCAACAUCACCUUCCGCGACAUGAACACAAAAGUCCGCGAGACGUUCAACUUCGCACCGACCUUCUGCUUCUUCGUCCCGCACUACGCCGCGGACAUGCUCAACCGUAAUUACUGGACGGACAAGUUCGACCUCAGCGACCUCAACGCGCACAACUGCAUCGAGCACGACGCGUCCCUCUGUAGGGUGGACACCUUCCACAACCCCGACCAGUCAAAACCCGCACGUCGCCUGAUCGAGGAGUUCCUCGCAAGCGGGACAGGACCGAACGGCGACAUCACCACGAGCGAUCUCUCGCGCAUGCUCGGUAAGCGGCGCGCCGAGUCCAAGGCGAAGAACAACCAAUACGGCCAGACGACGUUCCACAAGCUCUUCGGUGCCUCCAAGUGCGUUUACCUGCCCGACUCUCCUGCAUUCGUGCUCACGUGCUACAGCGGCUCGACCUUGCUCACGAUUUGCGGCGGUCGUACGAAAGAUCUGCGACCCAUGCUCCUCGAGGAGCGCAUCCCCGACGAGUGGCAGCCCCGCAUCCGCAACCCGGGCGGCCUCACGAUGGCCACCUUCCAAACCACCGUGAUCAAGGUCGAGCUCGGUAUCAAGGAGGAGGUCGAGGAUACCCUGAGGCUCCUACGUAUGGGCGGCAUCGGCGACGACGCCAAGAACCAGUGAACGCUUGUAGUCACCAUCGCAUUGCAGCAUAGCGUAUGCCUUGCUGAUGUAUUUAGGAUACAAAUCGAGCUUGAGCCAUUAAAUAGAUCAGCGACGAUGUCCUUGUACAGUGCGAAUAAUAACACUAUCAACAUGACCGCAAACCUGGGA